Molecule: messenger RNA, 2562 nt
Organism: Archocentrus centrarchus (flier cichlid)
Lineage: Eukaryota; Metazoa; Chordata; Actinopteri; Cichliformes; Cichlidae
Gene: kcnb1
Product: potassium voltage-gated channel, Shab-related subfamily, member 1
Exons: 2
Coding region: 16-2475 (819 amino acids)
Biological process (GO): potassium ion transmembrane transport; action potential; protein homooligomerization
Cellular component (GO): membrane; voltage-gated potassium channel complex
Molecular function (GO): delayed rectifier potassium channel activity; protein binding
Source: RefSeq, a predicted model, not a curated record
CUACCUAAAGUUAUCAUGGAGAAAUCCUUGGCAGAGUUAAAUAAAGCCGGCUCCCGGUCAACAUCAUCGCUGCCGCCUGAACCAGUGGACAUCAUUCGCAGCAAGUCAUGUUUCCGGAGAGUCAGGCUAAACGUUGGAGGACUCCCACAUGAAGUCUUGUGGCGAACGUUAGACAGGCUACCACGAACUCGUUUGGGAAAGUUAAGAGACUGUAACUCCCAUGAAUCUCUGAUGGAAGUGUGCGACGAUUACAAUCUUGAGGAGAAUGAGUACUUUUUCGACCGGCAUCCAGGGGCAUUCACAUCAAUCCUGAACUUUUACCGCACAGGUAAGCUGCACAUGAUGGAGGAAAUGUGUGCCCUUUCAUUUAGUCAAGAACUGGACUACUGGGGCAUUGAUGAGAUCUACCUGGAGUCAUGCUGCCAGGCUAGAUAUCACCAGAAAAAGGAGCAAAUGAAUGAGGAACUCAAAAGGGAGGCUGACAACUUAAAAGACAGAGAGGGAGAAGAAUUUGACAACACUUGCUGUGCCGAAAAAAGAAAGAAACUUUGGGACCUCCUGGAAAAGCCCAGCUCGUCUGUUGCAGCAAAGAUACUGGCCAUCAUCUCCAUCCUCUUCAUUGUGCUUUCCACCAUUGCCCUGUCUCUGAACACCCUACCAGAGCUGCAGGAGACAGAUGAGUUUGGCCAAUCCACAGACAACCCUCAACUUGCUCACGUGGAGGCUGUCUGUAUUGCCUGGUUUACCAUGGAAUACCUGCUCCGUUUCCUUUCCUCCCCGAAUAAAUGGAAGUUCUUUAAGGGUCCUCUAAAUGUCAUUGACUUGUUGGCCAUCCUGCCAUACUACGUCACCAUUUUCCUAACAGAAUCCAACAAGAGUGUAUUACAGUUUCAAAAUGUCCGGCGUGUGGUUCAGAUUUUUAGGAUCAUGCGUAUUCUACGUAUCUUGAAACUGGCUCGUCACUCUACAGGUCUUCAGUCUCUGGGCUUCACCCUUAGGAGGAGCUACAAUGAGUUGGGCCUGCUCAUUCUUUUCUUAGCCAUGGGUAUCAUGAUCUUCUCCAGUCUGGUAUUUUUUGCUGAAAAAGAUGAAGAGGAUACAAAAUUUAAAAGCAUUCCAGCUUCAUUCUGGUGGGCUACAAUUACUAUGACCACAGUAGGCUAUGGAGAUAUAUACCCCAAAACUCUCUUGGGAAAGAUUGUUGGCGGCUUAUGCUGCAUAGCUGGAGUACUUGUGAUUGCCCUACCUAUUCCCAUUAUUGUAAAUAACUUUUCUGAAUUCUACAAGGAGCAGAAGAGGCAAGAAAAAGCCCUUAAAAGAAGGGAGGCCUUAGAAAGGGCAAAGAGAAAUGGCAGUAUUGUCUCAAUGAACUUGAAAGAGGCGUUUGCUCGUAGUGCAGAGCUGAUGGAUGUGGUGGUAGAGAAGAGUGAAAGGCCUCAUGACAACCACCUCUCGCCUAGUCGGUGGAAAUGGACUCCCAAGAGGGCUGCAUCAGAGACAAGCUCAAACCGUUCUUUCAAUGCCCAGGAGUUAGGCUCUCCCAGCAAGGGCCGAGCCACCAGUCCCCAGAGGUUAAAUGUUCAGAAACUAGAAGAGAUGUACAACCAGAUGGCAAAGACACAGUCACAACCCAACCUCAAUGCUAAAGACAGGGGUUCCAGAGCUGGCAAACAGAGGGAUGAGAUAGAGCUGGGAGCUAUACAUGAUCAUGGACAGCCAGUACUAGGAACUAGAGAUGGAAUUGGAGACAUGAAAAGCUUGUCCAGCAUUGACAGCUACAUUAGUUGUGCAACAGACUUCCAGGAGAAUCCACGCUUUUCCCAUAGUCCUGCAAUGGACCUUGGUCUUCAGGAAAGCAACCGCUUCUCAUACAGUACAAAAACAACAGGGGAGCGUGAGCCCAUGCUGACCCCCAUGUCUGUCACAAAGUCCACAUGCUCAGACAACACAAGGAAAUUCUUCUUUUCUGGAAACUCCUCAAAAAGCCUCAUUCCCAAAGGAGGCUGCCGCAGUGAUGGGGAGUCCGGACUGUCCCCACUUUCAGAUAGCUCAGUUGUGUCAGACCAUUCUCUAUUAAGCCCUGAAACGUCUGCGUACACUACUGCCAGCAGCAGGACACCACCAAAGUCUCCAGAAGGCACUACCCUGGCCCCAACUGUCUUCACUUUCCACGACUCCUCCAUCAGCAAAUACAUUGAUGCCGAUACAGACGAUGAUGAGCACCUCCGCGACAUCUCUGACACCAGUCCCUCUGAGCGCCUCCUGGCUGAUGCAAGCCCAAAGCGCAGCAUUAACAUAAAUUACCAGAGGGGCACUAACCAUUUAGAAGCAGCCCAGAAAAUGCUGGGUCAGAAUUGUCUGUUCCCCCUAGAAGGGAUUCGUGGGAUAGCUCAUGAAAAUCACAUAGGACCAGAGAUCGCACGUAGACCAAAGGCCGAGAGGGGACGUCAGCAUACUUUGGAUAAAAGCCUCUGAGGUGCGAGUGAAGCAAAAGCUAACAGGAAGCUUGGGACAGAGUGUUUGUGAAGGACACCUGACAGGCUUAAACACUCCAAGCCAGAG